Colletotrichum graminicola M1.001 is the source of this 450-nucleotide messenger RNA. RefSeq lists its product as uncharacterized. Bases 1 to 450 code for a protein of 149 amino acids. The record is from RefSeq and is a predicted model, not a curated record. NCBI's taxonomy places the organism in Eukaryota, Fungi, Ascomycota, Sordariomycetes, Glomerellales, Glomerellaceae. The transcript is spliced from 3 exons.
AUGGGCGCCACGGUGUCGGUCGUCAAGACCUUGAUCGUGCCGGCCAUCAUCUCGCUCAUCCUGUUCCUCGUAUCGACCUAUCUUCUCGCACCGCUAUGGCGCAGAUGGCGCAAUCGCUAUAGCCAAUACCUACCUAUCGACUCCAUAACCACCUCGAGUCUAUCAUUACGGCAUCGCUUGCAGAACGGCAUUGCAAGGCUGAUGGUGCCCAGCACCUGGAGGCGGAAUGCUCAUGAACGUCUCGUUAUUGCAACCGAUGCGUCCGAAGAUGGCUUCAUGUCAGAAGACGGAGAAGAGCUUGGGGAAGUGGGGGAAGAUGCCCGAAGAGCCCUCGCAGAUGAUGCCCGGCAAGGCAGGCAUGACAGCACGAGACGGUUGAGUAGAGACCUGGAAGAGGGCUUCAGAGACGACAGUGACGAUGACGACGAUGGAGCUGGUAAUAGGCGGUAG